AACAGAUAUCUUCCAUCCUUUUGCAGAUUUCCACCCUUCAUAUACAUAUUUCCACCCUAAGUAUUUGAAAAAUAAUUGAGGGAACCUUCCAUGAAAGCAGUGCACCCUUUGUUUGUCCACUCUUCUUUGCACUCAUCCCUGCCCUUCUCUGUUACAAGGUAGAGCCCCUUUGGGCUAAUUAGGCAGCUUAGUAGGCCUUACAUUCUACUGCUAAUUUUGCAUCUUCGUAAGGAUUUUCCAAUCUUGGAAACACAUAUUUGAAGCAUAUCUGAAUUGUGAUCAAGUCUUUCAUUUGACUCAAACCAUUAUUCUCUGCUGGAUAACCCUCUACACAAACUGCAAACACGGCUACAGCAACCAAAGUGGCAGAACUUGCCAGCAUUGAGGAAUCAAUAGGGAAGCCGUAUUACCAGCCCAACUUAAUGAUGAUGGACCCAAACCAGAUGAUGCAGCGUCAGCAGCGCGCCAUAGAGAUGGAGUCAUUUUAUGCGCAGUUUCAGCGCCAUCCUCCGCCCAGACUUCCUACAAAUAUUUGCCCCACUGCUCUCGUCCAGCCUUUUGCAAGCAUGGAUCUUGGUGGGCAACCAAGCGUGAACCCUUGUCCGCCACCACAGGCUCCUCCACCCCAGCGUUAUGUCCCCCCUCAUCUCCGCAAUAGGCCAGCUCAAGGAGACAUGGGUGGGAAUAGUCGCCCCGAGUAUGAUGGCAGCUCCCGCGAAUUUUACCGAGGAGGAUGUGAGCAAAUUGGCCUUUCUAUUCUCGUGGUGGGGGACGAGGGGAUGGAGGUGGAUAUCGUGGUGGUCGUGGAGGCUACAGCAAUACCAGUUUUCAGGGAAGACGUGACUUUGCAAGACCUAAUUAAGGAAUUGUUUUGGAUAUAUCAUGAAUGGGUUGUUCGAUUCAGUGACAGAUUUGAUGGCCCUCAAAAUGACCGCUGGAUUGAGAACGGACCACCUCGUUACGGCAACUCAUCCAACAGAGGCUUCAGUCGGGGAUUUGAUAACAGUAACAGGCGGUGGAAUGAACCAAGGAACAACCGCUGGACUGAGCCAGAACCAUCAGAGGAUGGUUACACGAGCAAUGAGGACUGGUCUGUCCCACUCCCAAGGGAUGACAACAUUGAGCGGGAACUGUUUGCUGAGGCUAGUACAGGGAUCAACUUUGACAAAUAUGAGGACAUUCCUGUAGAGGCCACUGGUGAUGAUGUCACUGGCCACAUUGGCUCUUUCUCAGAGAUCAAGCUGACAGAAAUCAUCAGAAACAAUAUCAUGUUGGCACGAUAUGAGAAGCCAACUCCAGUCCAGAAACAUGCAAUCCCGAUCAUCUUGGGUCGUCGGGACUUGAUGGCAUGUGCUCAGACUGGAUCUGGGAAGACAGCAGCAUUUCUUCUUCCCAUCCUGAACCAGAUCUAUGAAAGGGGACCAUCAAGCAACAAUCCUGAGGAUAACCGUGGAGCAUACCGCCGUCGUCAAUACCCACUAGCACUGAUUCUGGCUCCAACUCGAGAGCUUGCCACACAAAUCUACGAUGAGGCACGCAAAUUCGCAUACCGUUCCCGUGUCCGCCCAUGUGUUGUCUACGGGGGAGCAGACAUUGGGCAGCAGAUGCGGGAUUUGGACAGAGGCUGCCACCUUCUCGUUGCCACUCCUGGCCGCCUGGUUGACAUGAUUGAGCGAGGGAAGGUCAAGCUCGACUAUUGCACGUAUUUGGUGUUGGAUGAGGCAGAUCGUAUGCUGGACAUGGGAUUUGAGCCACAGAUUCGGCGAAUCGUUGAGGGAGACAAGAUGCCUCCAACUGGGGAGCGGCAGACCCUCAUGUUUUCUGCUACUUUCCCCAAGGAGAUCCAGAUCUUGGCUCGGGACUUUUUGCACAACUACGUGUUCCUGGCUGUGGGAAGGGUUGGGUCCACAUCAGAGAACAUCACCCAGAAAGUGGUAUGGGUAGAGGAACAAGACAAGCGCUCCUUCCUUCUCGACCUACUCAAUGCCUCCAAAUAUGAUCAGGACAGUACGGAAGCCUUGACACUGAUCUUUGUGGAGACAAAAAAGGGAGCAGAUUCACUAGAGCACUUCUUGCUUCAAGAGGGCUACCCAGUGACAUCAAUCCAUGGGGAUCGAAGCCAGCGGGAGCGUGAGGAAGCCCUCAAGGUCUUCCGCAUUGGACGCUGUCCCAUCCUUGUGGCUACUGCUGUGGCUGCACGUGGGCUGGACAUCCCACAUGUGAAGCACGUCAUCAACUUUGACCUUCCCACUGACAUAGAGGAAUAUGUCCAUCGCAUUGGGCGUACAGGACGCAUGGGGAACCUGGGCCUGGCAACCAGCUUCUUCAAUGACAAGAAUCGCAACAUCAUCAGGGAUCUGCUCGAGAUCUUGGUUGAGACCAAGCAGGAGAUCCCCACCUGGCUGGAAGGCACUGCUGCUGAGACCAGAGCAUCUGCCAUGGGUCGACGCCAGGGAGGACAGAGACGAUAUGGGUCAGGAGGAUUUGGGUCUCGUGACUACCGUCAGCAGGCUCGUGGGGGUGCCCCACCCAAUCCUCGUGGAAAUGCUGUGUUUGGCGUGCCUGCCUACAACCCAUAUGGAGGGUACCCUGCCUAUGGAGGAGGGUACGGAGGGAGCUACAAUCACUCCACUGCUCCCGACUGGUGGAGUGCCCAAUGAAAACCCACCUUGUCUGAUUUUCCCCUUUCCUCCAGCUCUUUUUUAUGUUCUGGGCUCGAGUUGCAAGAUUCAGCACCAUCACUCCCUCAGUCUGGGUUUCUUGAGGUUGUUACCCAAGUUCAGUCUGAGAAGGAGCCCAGAACAUGAAAGACAAAGCAAUUGUGAAGGAAAACUAAACAAAAUGUGUAUUCAGAUGUUCAUUUAUCCCCUUUACAAGAAUAAGAUGAAAAAAAAAAGAUUGGCACAGAUGUAGGAAAAAUUCCUCUGUGGCUUUGCACAUUUGUAGUUUCUCUCUUGUAAAUUCUUCCCAUUUGUAGUGAUCUGGCCCUCACAUUGGUGGCAUUUCAGCCAUGCUGGAGAAACGAGGUGGUGCUCCUUAAUUGGCAAAGUGCAGAAAUCCAUUUUCUUUCUCUUUUUUUUUUGCAAUUUCUUAUCUCUCCCUCCCUCCCUCCCCUCCUGAGCAGAGAUCUCCAUGCACGCAGAGUUUGAGUCGAUGCGCGUGUCCCCAAUUUUUGCAUUCUAGUCCUCGGAAUGUCGCAUUUGUUUUUUGUCCUGCCGUCGGGACUUCCGACACAGAUGGGAGCUGAGAGGCUCAGCUCCGGACAAGAGAGAGACGUGAAAGUAGAGUUUGCAAUCAAAUAAAUUUGCAAAACUCAACCCAUCCUGUGAGAGACGAGGCAUCACAGGUUGCUUCAUCUGACAAUGGCAUGUUAUUGUGUUAGGCCUAUUUGAUGGUGUUUGUGGUGCUUUUGUCCCUAUUGGUGGUCUUCCACAGAAGCACAUUUUUCAGUUUUGGGACCAAAGUGCUACCAUUGUCCUCAUUGACAUCGUCUCCCUCGAGUCCUUCCCUAAAUGGUAAAACCUAGGCUUAUCGCAGGCGGUUUCGCAAAAAGAAAAACGCCUCUGACACCCAUCUGUGAUAGAACUCUGUGAAGGCAGUAUUUUGCACUAAUUUAUUUUGCGAUUUGCGAACGAAAGAGCGCGGAUCUCGAUCAAAGGUGACACAUUCGCAAAUCUCGGGGGUUUUGCAAGCAAGAGUCCCAAGAAUGCGAUCUUUCAAUCUCCGGGGGCAGCAACUCUCUUGCCUUUACCACUUUGCAAUAAAUGACUGAUUUUGGGGAAAUUGCAAGAACUUUGCCAUUUUGUCCUUAUUUUUGUGUCUUCCGCUCGUGUGGCUCAACCCGGUGCUUGCAUUCAUUUUCUGCCAAGUACAAAACCUGACUACUGUUUUUUUUUUUCUGCAGAAAUCUGCUGAUGAUAUUGGCCAAACACUGUUGAGCAAAUGGUAUGAGUGAGUGAGUGUUUGCAAACUUUUGAAAUUGUUUUCGCAGGGUCUCACCUGUGGUACAAACAAAUUUGAUCUGCUUUGCAUGCCUGGGUGAGCAUGACCUUGCCCAUGAGAAGAGAAAAAAAAAAGAACAGCUGUGAUCAAUAUCAUCAGAGGUACAUCCAAACCUCUUUUAAUAUUUGCAAUUUCAUUUUUUUUUUCUGCAAGAGUUGAGCCAAGGGAAAUGUAUCCCCAUCUUGUCAGUCAUUGUGUUAGAAUCUUAGGGAAAAGAAGAAAUAGGUACUGCUUUCAGAGUUUUGCGCCUUCCAUGUCCAUCAAACUCUUAUGUGAAUAUGGGGGGUCUCUGCUUUGCCAACUAUGAAAGAACAGGAUUGGUAUAUUUCUGCAUGUUCAUUUCUCUGCAGGAGGGAUUUUCCUCUGCACCACCUCGUCUGUUUUCAGACUUGACCUCAAACUAUAUGUUGUAAGUGCCGGGCCAAGAAUUGCAUCUGGCAGGAUGGGGUUUUGUCUUGUUUUUUGUUUCUCCCCAUUUUGCUGCUUCUCUUCCCUGUUGCUUAGACCAGAGUUUUUCUUUGCAAGUUAUUGGGAAAUGCACCCAAAAAUUCUUUGGAAGAAGCUGCCAUUCAGUCUCAUGAAUUGGUGUUCCCCCCUGCUGCUUGUCAAAUAUGAUCACAGAUGACAGUAUUCCUGUUCCUUUUCUUGGUUUCUUCUGAUCAUGUCAUGAUGAAAGUGUGCUUUGUUGUCUUCAAUAUGCCUUAUGUUAUUGCAUCAUGAAACAUUGGUGUGAUAUUUCAUUUCAUGAGAAAUUGUGGUAGAAUUAGAUGUGCUACAAUAUCUUGACUGCAUCAUAAUACAGGUUUUCAGAGAGUUCUUGGGUGCAUUGAUACCGUAAUUAUCCGUGAUGAUUUUUCAAAGACAGAAGAAAUGUUCUGGGUAAUUUAUCCUCCCCCUUUACCAUUCAAAUACAGUAAUAUUGGAUGUCCAAGAUUAAUCCCUCAAUAACAGAAAUUUAUUUCCUUAUCAUUCAUGCUGUUUUUGAGGUGUUCCUUGGAUUUGCAUCUGCAGAAAUCCCAGUUGUUUCUUUCAUUUGGUUCAUAGUUCUUGUUCAAAGCAUUGCAUUCAGGUUUUUCACUGUUGGUCAUCCGGCAAUGUGUUGGUCAGUCUGUCUGUUGUAAGUGGUGAAAAAAAUCUUCAGUUGGUGAAGGUGACAGUAAUAAACCUUCCAAGAAUGUCAG
This is a messenger RNA of Darwinula stevensoni, 5183 nucleotides long. NCBI's taxonomy places the organism in Eukaryota, Metazoa, Arthropoda, Ostracoda, Podocopida, Darwinulidae. The record is from the annotation of a GenBank genome assembly.